UAACUGUCGGAAUUUAUUCACAUUAAAUUGGCAAACAGAAGACCACAACAGAAAGGGAGCUUAAAAUGCUGACAAAUGGUGCUAACUUCACAAUCGAACACAUGUGCAAAGGAGAGACAGACUGCAUCAUACUCCCGAGUAAACAAACAAACAACAAUACCUGCACCACUUCAUGUACGGGAGAGCCACCUGGGAAUAUCUCAGAUUCACAUGUGUAUAUUCCAGUAGGGGAUGAUUACCAUCUGGUUCUGAGACAUAACCCGAAUACCCGAAAACAAAAGCCAUUAUCGGUACCAACAAAAUCUCACCCUCAUACGAAGAACGCUGCGAAAUGGUCAGGUCACCAAAAUAGUACAGGUACAAUAUCCUCGUGUAUUAUUCAGCCGACAAAAAUACCAGAGAAAUUGAUAACAGAUAUGGAAUGCGAAGAUAGGAAAAAGUUCGCAAUUUUGACCUCUGAUCAGUUCCAAAGGUGUCUGUACUUGAAUACGAAGGAUAUUCUAUCUAUUGGAGGUCAAGAUAUUUAUUGCGUUGGAUGUCGCACAGGUGUCGAGGCAUUACUCGAUAACUUCAAACAGUCUUCGCUUUCGAAUCUCGAAAGAUUCGAAUCAAUUGGCUGCUCCAAGUUCAAAAUGCUGCUUAACUAUUGUGAUUUGACCUCAGAUGUUAUGUUUUAUCACAUAGGCAUAGCGAAAGCUAGAGUGAAAGAGAUAAUUGACAGUUUGCCCAAGAAAAAACACAGGUGUGUAUAUCAUUCGUCUGGAUAUGAUUUGGCGAGUAACCGGGAGUCGCCGAUUCAGUGGAACGUCCUAUGGGAAAACACGACGCCUGAAUGCAGGAAAGAGAUACUUCGCAUAUCUGAAUCGGAACUGAAGCAAAGUCAAGAAAUGUAUAUAAAGAAACACAAGUUCUGCGAUGACUGUCAAUACCAUCUAUCAAAUGCGUUCAGGUUACUAUUCGAGCGGGAGAAUGGAAACAAACUUGAAGACUUCAACGCCGAAACAUACCAGUACCUGUCUAUCGAAUCCUGCACGACAUCAGGAGAGCGGUUUGUGUGUGUAUCCCCAGAAACAGGAGUUCUCGCCGAAAUGAUGGAGCGACUCAAAAAUCAACUCAACACGAGUAACCCGAAUGAAGAACGUCACGCGAGGACUCUAGACGUCGCCCAGAAAGAAGCCGUUCUGUGCAUUGCUAUGUUUCUCUACAAAAGAGUUCAAACUGUAGUUAUGAAGUUCUCAGGUUUUGUAGCUUGUGUGGAAUUGUUGCCGCACAUGAUUUGGUCGACCUUCAGAACCCAACUUGAGCGAGAAGUGGAAGAUAUUGAAGGUCAAAUGCAGAUUGAGAGAACGUUGAAAGAGUUGGCCCAAUUGGAUGCAAAACAAGCAGCACAGAAGGAACGAAAGCGUGAAAAGAAACGAAACCGGAAGAUAAAGCUGAAACAAUUGUAUGAACAGAACUCAGAUGUCACUAAUGAAGACUGUGCUGUUGAAGGGUGUCAAAAUUGCGAAUCUGAAAAUAGUUUACUAAAAGAGCAGCAAGAAAAACAUCAGCUGAAAAAACGAAGGGACAGUCUGUCCCCACCGGGUUCCCAAAAUUUGUCAGAUGGGGGUUACUCGACAAGUGAAAGUGGAAACAGCCCAAGAUAUGAUGACAAUAGGACCUUGGUCGGGAACUUCAAUCGGCGGAAAGGCGACAAAAUUAACACGAGUAGCAGCGGUAUUUCGUGUUCGAGUAGUCCCGAGUCUUCGAAUUCACCGAACUCGACUAACAGUUCGUCGCCGACAAGAGUAAACCUGACAAAGUGUCGUGGAAAAAGUGAGAAAAAUAUGAAACAGAAGUUGUGCAGAAAUGACUCUUUGGAAAGUAUGUGCAAGAAAUCAACAGAAAUAUUCAAAUCAUCUCCUGAAACAUCAAAACACUGCGUGGAGGAAACAUUAUGUUCCAUAACUGAUUCGGCAAGUAUGGCAAAAUCGAUGCAAAACUUAUCAACGAAAACGGUGAAAGAGCUUUCAAUAAUCGUGAAUGAUAAUCAGAAAGAUAAUCGAUGUUCAGAUUCAGAAACAAAGGACAAGAAAAUAUCUCGCAAAACGGAGAAAGUGAUUUCGUUGCUCGAAUAUGACAGCAAGUUGACCUCUAUUUCUAACAAGUCGGUCGAAAAGAAAAAUGCGAAGAACAAGAAUAAACCGACUAAGAAGGAUUCGAAAGAUGACGAGCAACAAAUACCCCAAAAUGAAAUCGACGAGUUCAAACUGAAACACACGGAUUACAUGAAGCAGCGACAGAACAUUCGGGAAAAAAUCCGAGCGGAAUUUGAAUGCAAACUGAAAACGAACGGAUUGGUGUUGUAG
Symsagittifera roscoffensis is the source of this 2348-nucleotide messenger RNA. RefSeq names its product gametogenetin-binding protein 2-like. Lineage: Eukaryota; Metazoa; Xenacoelomorpha; Acoela; Convolutidae. Gene Ontology annotation, cellular component: nucleus; cytoplasm. Bases 66 to 2348 code for a protein of 760 amino acids. The record is from RefSeq and is a predicted model, not a curated record. The transcript has a single exon.